GUCAGGGUUCAGAGGUGACGACAACAACAUGGCAGCCUCCGAGCUCAGAGCCGAGCUGAGAUACAGAGACGGAGAGACGAAGAAAUUCACCAUUAAAACAGAGAAUAGCCUGAAAUCAGUGAUCAGCAGCGUCAAGAAACUAAGUGCUGAAGUGUCCGAGGUUCUGACUGAUCUCGUGGAGCAGGAGAAGAGUUUAACCGGCCGCGAUAACGCAGACUCUCGUGUAGAUGGUGAGGAGGAAGAUGAUGAUGAUGACAGUGAUGAACAUGAAGAUGAAAAAGAAAAAGCAGCAACAGUUGAAAUCAAAUCAAACUCAGGAGGACCUCCAGCAAAACGUCGGAAGGCUUCAAAGCCUUGACCUUGUCGUGUGUUCUCCAUGUGACGUGGAUUCUAUAAGGGAAUAUUGCAAUGUUAUGGCAGAAUGCUGAAUGAUAAUGGGUGAAGGUGUGAACAUAUCUACCCUCACUAAUCCAGCUCCAGAUGUGGAAAUGGACCUUCGGCAGCUGGAAAGCGAGUUAUGUGCCUAGAGGCUGAGGUCUUUUUGCCAAAUGUUCCAAAUAUUGGAUGCCUCCACUUAUGGGAAUGACAUUUUUUGGUCAUGUUGGAUCUGCUUAUUAAGAAAGAGAAAUGUACUUGCAUUGGUGGGAACUUUAGUGAAACUUCUUUUUGUCAAACCAAACUAAGAAAAUUCAUAUUUUCACACAAAUUCAUACAAAAAUAGAAAUGGCCAGGUGAUUUGAGAUUUAAGUUGAAAUUCAAUAAUAAUACAAGACACAAAUUUCUAACCUGGCCCUUUGAUACUGAUAGCUUUGAGUAUGUGUGUUUUCCUGCUCUAACACACCUAUUUCAUUUAAAGAAGGGCUGGCUGAAUAAGCUGAUUAGCUGAAUCAGGUGUGUUGAGAGGCAUUUUUACAGCAGUUUCGAAUAUACAUUUUAUUAAGGAAACUUCAACAAAGGAAUUCUGGACUGAUUCUUACAUCCAAUAUUUUGCAUGUGUUCAUUUUUAAUUCAGAUACUGUGUCAAUGUCUAUACUGAUGCAUAUCUACCAAUAAAAUGUUCUUUUCUCA
Messenger RNA from Astyanax mexicanus (Mexican tetra), 1068 nucleotides. RefSeq names its product EKC/KEOPS complex subunit GON7. Gene Ontology annotation, cellular component: EKC/KEOPS complex. Bases 29 to 358 code for a protein of 109 amino acids. The record is from RefSeq and is a predicted model, not a curated record. NCBI's taxonomy places the organism in Eukaryota, Metazoa, Chordata, Actinopteri, Characiformes, Acestrorhamphidae. The transcript has 2 exons.